Stylophora pistillata is the source of this 4193-nucleotide messenger RNA. RefSeq lists its product as uncharacterized. Gene Ontology annotation, biological process: negative regulation of DNA-templated transcription. Lineage: Eukaryota; Metazoa; Cnidaria; Anthozoa; Scleractinia; Pocilloporidae. The record is from RefSeq and is a predicted model, not a curated record. Gene Ontology annotation, cellular component: nucleus. Gene Ontology annotation, molecular function: chromatin binding; histone binding.
CAUGACAUUUGAGGUUGUUGGAGAACCUAAUGUGUCCUUGACUAGACUCGAACAGUCUUGAAUAUUUCCGUCUUCCCGCGUUAAUUACAUGUAUGACUGGCAGGAGUCGUGGCAUUGUAGAGAAGAAGAUUUAGGAUGAAGUAAAAAUGGACAGAGAUCUUGCGACUCGCAAACGAAAGAAAAGUAUUGAGGAUGUUGCCAGGAAUGCAAAGAAACCAUUGAAAAAUGGAUCAGGGUCAGAUGAAGAAGAUGAAGAGCUCUUUUCUUGGGAAGAAUAUUUAAAAAAGUGUCAUGCGAAGGCUGUUCCUAAAGAAACAUUUAAACAUGUACAAGACACAAAAGUCCAAGGGUUUGUUCCUGGUAUGAAGUUGGAAUCCAUGGAUCGUACGUCACUAGAGGCUGAUACCUACUGGGUAGCAACAGUCGUCACGGUGUCUGGACCACUGCUACUGUUGCGUUAUGAUGGCUAUGAUGACGAUCGCAGUGGGGACUUCUGGUGUGAUGCGGCAUCUGAUGAUCUUCAACCUGUUGGGUGGUGUGCUGGGAAUAAUCGUAUACUCAUUCCACCAGCAGCCAUCAGGCACAAGGAGCCAAACUGGGCGAAGUUUCUAAAGCAAGAUCUGGAAGGGGCUGUCCGUGCACCAGCUCAUUUGUUCCACAGGAGAACAAAUCCUGAUGAUGAAAAUCAGCUGAAGCCAGGAUUGAAGUUAGAAGUGCUGUACAAGAAUGAUCCACUGAGUUACUGGGUGGCUUCGGUGGUAGAUUCCUAUGGCUUGAGGCUCAGGUUACGAUUAGAAGGGUCGGAAGAUGAAGCGGAUGAUGUUUGGGUUUACUUCCUGUCUGAUACUGUUCACCAACUUGGUUGGGGAAAGAAAAACAAGUUCAGGCUCAACAUUCCUCCAGAUCUAAGGGCAAAAUAUCCAUCAAAAGACUGGGCACAAAUCAGAGGAAGGCUGCUUGGUAUUUGCAAUAUGACUUCUAAUGAUGUGUCACUCAACGAGGCGCUAAACAAGUCUGACAGCUUGCCAAGGCCUCAUGGGUUUACAUCGGGUUUGAAACUAGAAGCUGUGAAUCCCAGUGACCCCUCCUCCAUCUGUGCUGCUACAGUGACCAAAAUUCCAAGCGAGUUCUUCUUCCAGGUGGAGAUUGACAGCAUGAUCACUUGCAGUGACAGCACGCGACCUUCCAUGUGGUGCACGUCUAAAUCUAGGAAUAUUUUCCCGGUAGGGUGGUGUGCACAGAACAACAUUCAACUUACCCCACCCCCAGGAUACCUGGUUCAUCCCUUCAACUGGCAGACAUACCUUGAACAUACAAACUCAACAGCAGCUGCAGAAUCAUUGUUUACUUUGGAAGUUCCAUCUCAUGCGUUUGACAUCGGAAUGAAGCUUGAAGCGGUGGACCAAACAGAUCCUAGUACCAUAACAGUAGCUUCGGUCUCACAAGUGGUCGGACGCACCAUGUGGGUGUUACUGGAGGGAUACAAAAACGAUUCUGUGGAACAUAUUUACGAUGUGGAGUCAUUGGAUCUCUUCCCAGUUGGAUGGUGUAGUAUGAACGGGCAUCCGCUUGUAACGCCGCGUGUACAGCGUCCUCCUGAAGAAAACAGACGUCUUGCUUCUCUAAGGACAAGACAAAGAGAAAGUAACAAAAAAGCGACGGAUACAAGCACAGCCAACAUCACCAAUAUCUCAACAACCAGAACUUAUGAAACUAGUACUGCAAAUUCUCCAACUACACCUGUGAAUUCUGUAAACGUUGCACCUGUCACAGAUGUAAACAACGGGACAAACGUGACCCAGCGUGACACAAAUCACUUGCAGAACGCCAACGUGACAUCCAUAGACACUGAACAAGAUGUCAAAAUGGCGUCCAAUUCUCACGCGGUCAAAACAGAAUCUAGUUCUCUCGAAGAAGUGAACACAGAGAUGCAGGAGAAAAAGUCACCUGCGUCUUCCAAGGGUAAAUAUGAUUUGCGGCCCUCGACACUCGUCCCGCGGGAUUACGGUGAAGGGGACGAGGAGGAGAGUGCUGAAAAGAAAAAAGUUGAAGCUGUGAUUGAUCUGACGGAAGACGACGAGGUCGAGGUGGACGCAGAGGAGAGUAAACCUGUUGUAACCAAACCAGGUGUACCUUCGAAGGAUGAUUCAGACAUUAAAAAGCAAACUCUCUCUGUGCGAGAAUCUCAUCAGUUUGAAUAAAGUCGCACUGUGUGCGCACUGUGAUCCUCAGAAAGCUCCUCUUUCUCCACCCACAUCAUCUCUCCGCAAAAAUAACGAAUCGCCGACAACACCAAGUAUAGCAACCUCACCCUUGAACGAAUCACCAUCCCCAAUAAGAAAAGCCGCCCCCAAAGUAGAAAGCAAUCCGGCGGUUUAUCCCGCAGGUCAUCCCGCAGGUCAUCCCGCAGGUCAUCCCGCAAGUUAUCCCGCAAAGUCCCUUCCUGUUUUAAAGUUAGCUCUCCCAAAAGCAAAGAAUGUUCCCAAAGCUGCUCCUGUAGUAAAGAAUAUCUCUCCAGAGUCCCCCAGACCCGAACCCUCGGGAUCACCAAGUAUUUCGGGUUCGCCUUCAUCAAAACAUGUAUCGCAAUGGAGCGUGAAAGAGGUCGUGGAUUUUAUACGAACAACUGACUGUUUUAAGUUUGCGGACGAGUUUCAGAGACAGGAAAUCGACGGACGAGCUUUAACGUUACUAUCCUUGGACGAGAUCCACAAGUGUCUUGGAGUUACUCUUGGACCCGCCAUCAAGCUUCACUUUACUGUACAGAAACUGAACAAGAAACCUCGAUGACACAAGCUGUUACAUCUCUUCCCAACUGCGCAUGCUUUGAUUUGGGCUUUUAGUCCUGCGCAUGCCGGACGGUGCCCGAGGGUCCCUUUAUCGUGUGUAUUUUAUGAAGCUCGAUUUAUCCGAAUCUACGCGUUUCAACUGCAAAUCGUCUUUUUAACCGGUUGUUCCUUCAAGCUUUUUAGUCUUCAAACUCAUCGAUAACUUUCUUAUCGCUUUCUAGCCGGGUUUGAAGUAAGAGUUGCUUAUUUGCCUCUGCAUUGCGUCCCUUAGUUCAGGAACUGUUUCUUAUUGGGAAAAUUCUUCACUACAAAGAAAUCUGAUCUGGUACAGUGAAUUCUGGGAACGUUCUUUGAACCCGCCAUUAACUUCCUAAAUUUUGAAGACAGCGGUCUUCAUUAUUAAGUCUACAAAUCUCUUACUCUUGGUUACUGUUUACGAAGACCUGUUUUACCAGCGCUAAUUUUUUAGAAGUGUGGUAAUUAUGGGAUUAAAUAUUGGAGUGUGAAAUCACCACAAGUCGUCUGACUGCAUCUGUCAACUGACUGGACGUUAGCUCAGAGCCCAGAGUCAUGUCGAUUUUAUGUCAGCGGUGUACUUACCAGUCAACAAGCUAAUGGAUAUAUCUCGUACCCGUUUUUUGAUUUCAAGAUUUCGAAGUGUCUUGCUUUUAGAUGUCAGUCAAGAUCAUGCGAAGAGACGAAGCUUAACGAAAGUAGUAGUACUGUGAGGGGGGGGGAUGGGGAGCUAGGGAUCUUUGAAGAUUAAAAUUGCGCGAAGAAAACUGAUACACAGCAAACGUGCUAACCCCUCAACUGAACUUCCAAACCAUCACCCCUCCUAAAAAAUAAGUUAAAAAAUGGAGGAAAUGAAAAAGAGCUUGCAUCAAAAAAAGUUCCUAUUUAGUGAAUUUUAAACAUAACAUUUUGACUUGAGGACUCCCUAGCCUCUCCACCCCCCCCCCUCCCUUUAUAUUCUUGCAUGGUCCGUUUCUCAAACAGUGGUAAUGCGGGUUAGAGUGUAUGUAAGUGUCAUGCACAGUAUUAUGAUAUCAUCGAAACCUUUCGCCUGUUCUUGUAUCUUUAAUUUGAUCUUCAGUUAAACAAAUUUUUUCUUUGUGGCCUAAGUAAUAUCCUUUUUGUUGUUUUGUUUUGGUUUAGUUUUGUUUUUAUCGAAGCCUCCGUGCAUUUCAGCAGUCCUCAUUCUAAAUGUUGCAGCCAUGAGUAAGUUGUAAUUUCCUAAUCGUUAUUUUUACACAUUCUUCGCCUCUUCUAUGUCUUGCGCAAAAGGUUUCCAUGAUACCUAUCCUAAUCAAAACAUCCUCAACGACAGAAAGCUUCCAGUUUUCUCCAAUUCUUAAGACAAAUGCAUACAUACCAAUCAAUAAACAAAUUUUUUUAGUUAAA